Molecule: messenger RNA, 1199 nt
Organism: Podarcis muralis (Common wall lizard)
Lineage: Eukaryota; Metazoa; Chordata; Lepidosauria; Squamata; Lacertidae
Gene: GLTP
Product: glycolipid transfer protein
Biological process (GO): ceramide transport; intermembrane lipid transfer
Cellular component (GO): cytoplasm; cytosol; membrane
Molecular function (GO): ceramide 1-phosphate binding; ceramide 1-phosphate transfer activity
Source: RefSeq, a predicted model, not a curated record
CCCGCCGCCGCCCGCCGCCUCUCGCUGGCUGCCUGGCUGGGCUGCGGGCGGCGGGGCGUCGGGGCGCCAUGGCGCUGCUGCUGGAGUACGAGUUCAAGGCGCUGCCGGCCGACAAGCAGAUCGACACGGAGCCCUUCCUGGAGGCCGUGGCGCACCUGCCGCCCUUCUUCGAUUGCUUGGGGACGCCCAUUGUGUAUGCGCCAGUCAAAGCUGACCUCUCUGGGAACAUUAAGAAAAUACGAGCUGUUUACGAAUCGAAUCCAACCAAGUUCAAAACGCUGCAGAACAUCUUGGAAGCGGAGAAGGAGAUGCAUGGAGCGGCUUGGCCAAAAGUUGGGGCAACCUUGGCACUCAUGUGGCUGAAAAGGGGCCUGAAGUUCAUCCAGGUUCUGCUGCAGAGCCUGUGUGAUGGCGAGAGGGACGAGGAGAACCCAAACCUCAUCCGGGUCAAUGCCACCAAGGCCUAUGAGUUGGCACUGAGGAAGUACCACGGCUGGAUGCUGCAGAAGCUGUUCUUGGGCUCUGUGUAUGCUCUCCCUUACAAAUCGGAUUUGCUGAAAGCCCUGGAAAAAGGCAAAGAGGUGAAGGAAGAGGAGACCUUAGAGAAGAUCCACCAGUUCCUCUCCAAGGCGACACCCAUCCUGGAUGCAAUCUACGAAAUGUACACAAAGAUGAAUGCUGAACUGAGCUACAAGGCUUGACCAAGCGCCUCUCUCUGCCCCACCCGCUUCCUCCAGCAGAUGGUCUCCUGGUCACUGUGAGCAGCCCCUCCGGCCAGUCUCAGCCUCUGGAGAAGCUCGACUUAGAAAUGCAUUUCUACCAAAACUGAAGCAAUACAACCUGGAGAUCAUCUCCAGGAUCUUCCUGAACUUUUUGUCCUGCUCGUUCAAGAGCUUAAAAAGUAUUUUAUAAUCUUUAUCUAACAGAUUUAUUUAUAACUAGUCUCGGGAAAUGAGGGGCGCCUGGCAAUAAAGCUUAGCUAAGUGGUACUGUAUAUAUAUAUUCCUAAUAUUUUAUAAUCUCUGUAUAUUUUGGGAUUCCUGUAUAGUUAGAUGCUUCGAUGGUGCAGCAGGUAUGGCUGUUUGUACUUGUUUUUUUGAUGUGCUGACUGAAUUAGGUGUUUCUCCACAACAGAUGCCAGCGAAGUGUGUGUGUCUGAUUUGCACAAAGAAGUAAUAAUGAAAACCAGCCUUCAGUUA